AUGGGGAUGUCUGACCAUGUACCAACACACCACGCAGGUCUUCAGGAAAGCUUGGAGAAGCCGCUGGGGAGCAGGCAGCAGCCUCGCUGGAGCCUCCCCGGGAGCAGAGAAGGCCAGGAGGACAUACCGGCCAAAGGCAGCGUCAGCAAGAUGUUGGAGCAGGUGCUGAGAGAGCUGCAACCCCUUUGCACCACGGAGCAGCAGUUCAUCGAGAAAUUCUUCCAGCUGAGCCAGGAUGCUGCAGACCUGCCGGUGCUGGAGGCAUCUGCCACUAAGGGAGGAGAGAACGUGGCAUCUCCAGAGGACCCUCCGUGCACCAAGCCUCGGAGCCAACUGGAAGAACCUACCAGUCAGCUGCUGAGUGAGAUCUUCAGUUGCCUGGAACCGGAGCUGAGAGGAUUUCUAGAUGUCUGCAGCAAGGUCCACCCAUUUGGCUGCGUGCAGGUCCUGCUGACCUUGAGUGAUUCCAUCUUUGAGAUGUGGGGCUCUUCCUCAGCUCUCCCCUCGUCCUUCCUUAACACCAUCCUGGGCAACGUGCUGCUCCUGGCCAAGAGUACCUUCAACAAAUGCAUUGGAACCUUGUGCAAAGAGAUCGAGGAGGCAAAGAUGCCCAGCAAGAUGAGGGGUGGGAUCCUGCCCUCCGUGAGCCGCUUUGAGGAGUUUGUUAACUUCUCAGAGGAGGUGUUCCGGACAGCUCGGCGGAGAGGGGAGCUGGACAAAGCACAUCGCAGGCUGGCCAGCAGCGUCUUCAGCAGCAUCAAUAGUCUGUCCUCAACCAACCUGAAGGUGAACACAGAUAUGGUCAUGAUGGAAAACUUCCACCACAUUCACUGCUUCCUCUGCCAAAAGAAGAUCAACUGCCUGGAGGACAGGAAGAGAGAAGCCAAGCAGAGGUAUAGCGAGCACAUGGAGAAAUAUGUCAUCACGUACCUGGGCCAUCCCCUGGAGAAGCUAAAUCACUUCUUUGAAGGGGUGAAAGCCCGCGUGGUUCAAGGGGUGAAAGAAGAGGAGGUCAGCUUCCAGCUGGCCUACAGCAAGCAAGAGCUGAGGAAGGUCAUCGAGAAAUACCCUGGCAAGGAAGUGAAAAGAGCCCUUGAGACCCUCUACAGGAAAAUGCACAAGUACCUCUCCCCAGAGGAAAAUCUCUUGCCGGUGGUGUGGCACGCUAUGGAGCAGGAACUCAUCCGUCAGUACCAAGAGUUUGAGGAUCUGAUCCAAUGCUGUUAUGCAGAGUCAGGGAUUGCCAUGGACUUCACCAUGGAGGACUUGCUGAACUACUUCAGCUCCAUCACCCUGUCCAACAUGUAG
Messenger RNA from Pterocles gutturalis (yellow-throated sandgrouse), 1308 nucleotides. Its product is annotated as exocyst complex component 1-like. Bases 1 to 1308 code for a protein of 435 amino acids. The transcript has 8 exons. The record is from RefSeq and is a predicted model, not a curated record. Gene Ontology annotation, biological process: Golgi to plasma membrane transport; exocytosis. Gene Ontology annotation, molecular function: phosphatidylinositol-4,5-bisphosphate binding. Gene Ontology annotation, cellular component: plasma membrane; exocyst. Lineage: Eukaryota; Metazoa; Chordata; Aves; Pterocliformes; Pteroclidae.